CCCAUUAGAGUCCUUGCGUUUAGAAAAAGAGAGAGAGAUUCGUCGUACCUUAUCGUGAAAAUGGGUAGCAGAGCGAUUAUGCUUCUCCGAGCUAAUCCGCAGUUGUUCAGCUUCAGGAGCAGCGGUUUUCCGAAAGCAUUUCAAUCGAAAAAGCGGUUUUAUGCGGCGAAGUAUAGCCUCGACCCGCCGGAUGUUCCGAGUUUGGCUGAGAAAGCUCGGAUUUCUCUCACCCCGAAACAAGUCGAGGAAUUUGCUCCCAAAAUUCGGCAAGUGGUAGACUGGUUUGGGCAGCUUCAGGCUGUGGACCUUCAGAGCAUCGAACCAGCCCUGAGAGCAGAAACCGAAGGUGACAAUUUGCGUGAUGAUGUUCCUCAAGUAUUUGAUAAUAGGGAUGCUAUAAUAGGGACCAAACUGCAAAUAAAGAAGUUAGUUAAGAUAGCAGUUGCGAGCUGUUGGUUAAGAAUUAAGAUAGGCUUUGGAGUUCAAACGACCGAAGGAGGUUGUGAGCUGAUUCGGUUUUAUCUCAUGCCCAGCCUAGAUAUAAAGGGGGCGACUCAUCUACUCUACAUGAUCAAGAAGACACUCUCUGUGUGAGACGCAUUUUCAUUUUUCUAGCUGAGAUUGUUGAGAGCAUUAUAUGUGAACUUGAGUGUUGGUUCCUGAUUGUUCGGUGAGCUUAAAUAUCAUUAGGAUUGAGUUGGAAAA
This is a messenger RNA of Salvia splendens (bonfire salvia), 705 nucleotides long. RefSeq names its product glutamyl-tRNA(Gln) amidotransferase subunit C, chloroplastic/mitochondrial. The record is from RefSeq and is a predicted model, not a curated record. Bases 61 to 594 code for a protein of 177 amino acids. The transcript has 6 exons. Gene Ontology annotation, cellular component: mitochondrion; chloroplast; glutamyl-tRNA(Gln) amidotransferase complex. Gene Ontology annotation, biological process: mitochondrial translation; glutaminyl-tRNAGln biosynthesis via transamidation; regulation of translational fidelity. NCBI's taxonomy places the organism in Eukaryota, Viridiplantae, Streptophyta, Magnoliopsida, Lamiales, Lamiaceae.